Molecule: messenger RNA, 453 nt
Organism: Truncatella angustata
Lineage: Eukaryota; Fungi; Ascomycota; Sordariomycetes; Amphisphaeriales; Sporocadaceae
Exons: 3
Coding region: 1-453 (150 amino acids)
Source: RefSeq, a predicted model, not a curated record
AUGUCUCUGCACUACCUCCCCCCUGUCAAGCCUUCGGCCAUCGCCCUGGGUACUGUCUUCAACCACUCCGUUGAGCUUGCUAUCCUGACCCCUCUCUUCGGCCAAACCUACAACCGCGCCAAGGCUGCCAACACCAAGGAGGAGUUUCUGCGCUCCAAGGAGGCUACCGGUGCCGCCGUCGCCUGGGGUACCUCGCUCGUCGGCUCUGCCCUGCAGUCAUAUGGCGUUGGUGCUCUGAUCAAUGCCACCGGCACUCUGUCCUACAAGGGCGCCGCCUACCUCGGUGGCCUGAUCUUCGCUGCCACCUCUGCUCCUACUUUCCUCGCUCAGCUCUUCACCGAGAAGCGCCCCGCUGACACCGUCGCUGUUGCCGGUCUGGCCAAGCUCUUCGAGACUGUCGGUCUCGCAACCAUCUUGACCUGGUGGGGCACCAGGACAAACCCCUUCGAGUAA